Messenger RNA from Piliocolobus tephrosceles (Ugandan red Colobus), 8211 nucleotides. It is a transcript of the gene SBNO1, whose product is annotated as strawberry notch homolog 1. Gene Ontology annotation, cellular component: nucleus. Lineage: Eukaryota; Metazoa; Chordata; Mammalia; Primates; Cercopithecidae. The transcript has 32 exons. Gene Ontology annotation, molecular function: chromatin DNA binding; histone binding. The coding region runs from base 151 to 4332 and encodes 1393 amino acids. Gene Ontology annotation, biological process: regulation of DNA-templated transcription. The record is from RefSeq and is a predicted model, not a curated record.
GGGAGGGGCGUCAAGAUGGCGGCGGGGAGGUAGGCAGAGCCGGACGCCGCUGCUGCCGCCGCCACCGCCGCCUCCGCUCCAGUCGCCUCCGGUCCUUCAAACUCGCACCUCCCGGGAGGAGCUGUCCUGGCGCCGGGUCCCGCGGGGAAAAUGGUGGAACCAGGGCAAGAUUUACUGCUUGCUGCUUUGAGUGAGAGUGGAAUUAGUCCGAAUGACCUCUUUGAUAUUGAUGGUGGAGAUGCAGGGCUUGCAACUCCAAUGCCUACCCCGUCAGUUCAGCAGUCAGUGCCACUUAGUGCAUUAGAACUAGGUUUGGAGACCGAAGCAGCAGUUCCUGUUAAACAAGAACCAGAGGCUGUACCUACUCCAGCACUAUUAAAUGUGAGGCAGCAGCCUCCAUCUACUACAACAUUUGUGCUGAAUCAAAUAAAUCAUCUUCCACCCUUGGGAUCUACAAUUGUAAUGACUAAAACACCACCUGUAACAACCAACAGGCAAACCAUCACUUUAACUAAGUUUAUCCAGACUACUGCAAGCACACGCCCGUCAGUCUCAGCACCAAUAGUACGAAAUGCCAUGACUUGUGCACCUUCAAAAGACCAAGUUCAGCUGAAGGAUCUACUGAAAAAUAAUAGUCUUAAUGAACUCAUGAAACUAAAGCCACCUGCUAAUAUUGCUCAGCCAGUAGCAACAGCAGCUACUGAUGUAAGCAAUGGUACAGUAAAGAAAGAAUCUUCUAAUAAAGAAGGAGCUAGAAUGUGGAUAAACGACAUGAAAAUGAGGAGCUUUUCCCCAACUAUGAAGGUUCCUGUUGUAAAAGAAGAUGAUGAACCAGAGGAAGAAGAUGAAGAAGAAAUGGGUCAUGCAGAAACCUAUGCAGAAUACAUGCCAAUAAAAUUAAAAAUUGGCCUGCGUCAUCCAGAUGCUGUAGUGGAAACCAGCUCUUUAUCCAGUGUUACUCCUCCUGAUGUUUGGUACAAAACAUCCAUUUCUGAGGAAACCAUUGAUAAUGGCUGGUUAUCAGCAUUGCAGCUUGAGGCAAUUACAUAUGCAGCCCAGCAACAUGAAACUUUCCUACCUAAUGGAGAUCGUGCUGGCUUCUUAAUAGGUGAUGGUGCUGGUGUAGGAAAAGGAAGGACGAUAGCAGGAAUCAUCUAUGAAAAUUAUUUGUUGAGUAGAAAACGAGCAUUGUGGUUUAGUGUUUCAAAUGACUUAAAGUAUGAUGCUGAAAGAGAUUUAAGGGAUAUUGGAGCAAAAAACAUUUUGGUUCAUUCAUUAAAUAAGUUUAAAUAUGGAAAAAUUUCUUCCAAACAUAAUGGGAGUGUGAAAAAGGGUGUUAUUUUUGCUACUUACUCUUCACUUAUUGGUGAAAGCCAGUCUGGCGGCAAGUACAAAACUAGGUUAAAACAACUUCUGCACUGGUGUGGUGAUGACUUCGAUGGAGUGAUAGUGUUUGAUGAGUGUCAUAAAGCCAAAAACUUAUGUCCUGUUGGUUCUUCAAAGCCAACCAAGACAGGCUUAGCAGUUUUAGAGCUUCAGAACAAAUUGCCAAAAGCCAGAGUUGUUUAUGCUAGUGCAACUGGUGCUUCUGAACCACGCAACAUGGCCUAUAUGAACCGUCUUGGCAUAUGGGGUGAGGGUACUCCAUUUAGAGAAUUCAGUGAUUUUAUUCAAGCAGUAGAACGGAGAGGAGUUGGUGCCAUGGAAAUAGUUGCUAUGGAUAUGAAGCUUAGAGGAAUGUACAUUGCUCGACAGCUGAGCUUUACUGGAGUGACCUUCAAAAUUGAGGAAGUUCUUCUUUCUCAGAGCUAUGUUAAAAUGUAUAACAAAGCCGUCAAGCUGUGGGUCAUCGCCAGAGAGCGGUUUCAGCAAGCUGCAGAUCUGAUUGAUGCCGAGCAACGAAUGAAGAAGUCCAUGUGGGGUCAGUUCUGGUCUGCUCACCAGAGGUUCUUCAAAUACUUAUGCAUAGCAUCCAAAGUUAAAAGGGUUGUACAACUAGCUCGAGAGGAAAUCAAGAAUGGAAAAUGUGUGGUAAUUGGUCUGCAGUCUACAGGAGAAGCUAGAACAUUAGAAGCUUUGGAAGAGGGCGGGGGAGAAUUGAAUGAUUUUGUUUCAACUGCCAAAGGUGUGUUGCAGUCACUCAUUGAAAAACAUUUUCCUGCUCCAGACAGGAAAAAACUUUAUAGUUUGCUAGGAAUCGAUUUGACAGCUCCAAGUAACAACAGUUCACCAAGAGAUAGUCCUUGUAAAGAAAAUAAAAUAAAGAAGCGGAAAGGUGAAGAAAUAACUCGAGAAGCCAAAAAAGCACGAAAAGUAGGUGGCCUUACUGGUAGCAGUUCUGAUGACAGUGGAAGUGAAUCUGAUGCCUCUGAUAAUGAAGAAAGUGACUAUGAGAGCUCUAAAAACAUGAGUUCUGGAGAUGAUGACGAUUUCAACCCAUUUAGAGAUGAGUCUAGUGAGGAUGAUGAAAAUGAUCCCUGGUUAAUCAGAAAAGACCACAAGAAAAACAAAGAGAAAAAAAAGAAGAAAAGUAUAGAUCCAGAUUCUAUUCAAAGUGCCUUAUUAGCAUCAGGUCUUGGAUCAAAACGACCUAGUUUUUCAUCUACACCAGUUAUCUCACCUGCUCCUAACAGUACACCAGCUAACAGUAAUACCAACAGUAACAAUAGCCUUAUAACAAGUCAGGAUGCUGUGGAAAGGGCUCAGCAGAUGAAGAAAGACCUGCUUGAUAAGCUAGAAAAAUUAGCUGAAGACCUCCCCCCUAAUACCCUGGAUGAACUUAUCGAUGAACUUGGUGGCCCUGAGAACGUUGCUGAGAUGACUGGCCGCAAGGGACGGGUUGUGAGCAAUGAUGAUGGAAGCAUAUCUUAUGAGUCAAGAUCUGAACUUGAUGUGCCUGUGGAAAUACUAAACAUCACAGAAAAACAGCGAUUUAUGGAUGGAGAUAAGAAUAUUGCUAUCAUCUCAGAAGCUGCCAGCUCAGGUAUUUCAUUACAAGCAGAUAGGAGAGCUAAAAAUCAAAGACGAAGAGUUCAUAUGACUUUAGAAUUACCCUGGAGCGCUGAUAGAGCAAUUCAACAAUUCGGACGAACUCAUAGAUCAAACCAAGUGACUGCUCCUGAAUAUGUCUUUCUGAUUUCUGAACUGGCAGGAGAACAAAGAUUUGCAUCUAUUGUUGCUAAAAGACUUGAGAGUUUGGGGGCACUUACACAUGGCGAUAGAAGAGCAACAGAAUCUAGGGAUCUGAGCAGGUUCAACUUUGAUAAUAAGUAUGGAAGAAAUGCUUUAGAAAUUGUCAUGAAAUCCAUUGUAAACUUGGAUUCUCCUAUGGUGUCACCACCUCCAGACUAUCCUGGAGAAUUUUUUAAAGAUGUUCGACAAGGACUGAUAGGAGUUGGCCUGAUAAAUGUAGAAGAUCGCUCGGGAAUUCUUACUCUCGAUAAAGAUUAUAACAACAUAGGAAAAUUCUUAAAUAGAAUUUUAGGCAUGGAGGUACAUCAGCAGAAUGCAUUAUUUCAGUAUUUUGCGGACACACUUACUGCAGUUGUUCAAAAUGCCAAAAAAAAUGGAAGAUAUGAUAUGGGAAUCUUAGAUCUUGGUUCUGGAGAUGAAAAGGUGAGGAAAAGUGAUGUUAAAAAGUUUCUGACUCCAGGAUAUUCAACCUCUGGCCACGUAGAAUUAUAUACAAUUAGUGUAGAGAGGGGAAUGUCAUGGGAGGAAGCUACCAAGAUUUGGGCUGAGCUGACAGGACCAGACGAUGGCUUUUACUUGUCAUUGCAAAUAAGGAACAACAAGAAAACUGCCAUCUUAGUUAAAGAAGUGAAUCCUAAAAAGAAACUUUUCUUAGUUUAUCGACCAAAUACUGGGAAACAGCUCAAAUUAGAAAUUUAUGCUGAUCUAAAAAAGAAAUAUAAGAAGGUCGUCUCAGAUGAUGCCCUGAUGCACUGGUUAGAUCAGUAUAAUUCAUCUGCAGAUACUUGUACUCAUGCUUAUUGGCGCGGCAAUUGCAAAAAAGCAAGCUUGGGGUUAGUUUGUGAAAUAGGUCUUCGUUGCCGUACAUAUUAUGUAUUAUGUGGUUCAGUGCUGAGUGUCUGGACAAAAGUUGAGGGUGUUCUAGCAUCUGUCAGUGGCACAAACGUGAAGAUGCAGAUUGUGCGGCUAAGAACGGAAGAUGGGCAACGGAUUGUAGGUUUGAUCAUUCCGGCAAAUUGCGUGUCUCCUCUUGUAAAUCUCCUAUCAACUUCAGACCAGUCUCAACAGCUUGCGGUCCAACAGAAACAGCUAUGGCAACAGCAUCACCCUCAGAGCAUCACCAACUUGAGCAACGCAUAAAGAACAGACAGGUUUCAACAUGGAUGGAUCUGAAAUGCUGUUGAAGCAUAUCAUUUGCAUAAAAAUCAGGGACAGUUUCCAAAGAAUUAUAUAUUUUUUUCAGUUGUGCUCUCUCUAGUUAGUUUUUUUGGAAGUAAGGACAAACCUGGAAUAGAUAGCAAAACUGAAAAUCAGCAGUGCUGAUGGUGGUACAUAUGUCUUUCCUUUUGCUUCUCCCCUGGUACUUCCCAUCUGCUUUUACUUUGGGUGAGCAGAGCGGGAUGUGUGCGUGCGUGUGUGUCAGUCUGUUUGUGAGUGUGUUAAAGGCUACAGACCACAGUUGGUUUAAAAUGCUUGGAACUUCCCAAACUGGCUUUACUUUAUGUUUAUACAGUGCUCAGGGUUAACGCAGUACAUCCAUGCCAUUGCUGUGGGAGGUAUCCCCGGAUGCAUGUGUUUUGAGUCUAUAAAUAUAGAAAAUAUAUAUUGGUUUCUUUUUCCAGCUUAAUAGGUUUAUUAAAGCAUGAAAUGAAAGGUUGCAUAUCAUGCAUUCAGGUUAUUUUCUAAUUUUUGUUCUGACAGUGCAUGUCUUUGAAAGCAUGCGUAAACAAGAUUAACACAGAAGUCGAGUAACAGAGAGAAACAUUUGUUAGAUGUACAGCAUUGGUAUUGCAUUUUUAUAGUGUUUAUACCUGGGUAUUGCUUCAAAUCCUGCAGACCCCUCCUGCCCCUUCUCCCUGCCCUAGGUUUCUGGUCAAGGUAAUGAGUACAUACAUUUUUCUGUGAUAAAACUCUUAAAAGUUAAUUUUAAUGUAUUAAUAGUAUUCCUAAUGUGUGCUGCAGAAAUGGCUAUAAGCCUCUUAAAUUUACAUUUUCAACUUAAAGGUAGUUUUAGAAAGAAGUACAAAUUGGCUUUCAUCUUGCAAACAAUCGUUUUUUACUUAAUUAGCUUAAUUUGCAUUAUCACUCAUAAAAAGGAAACCAUACUUGAGUUGUAGACAAUGAGGAAACACUUGAGGCUUCUGCUGUAUGUUUUUUUGUUACUGUUAUUGUUGUUACUCAGUAACUUGAAUAUUGUUUAAUGUGUUGUAAGACAUUGUAGAGUUUAUCUCAAGCUGUUAAAAAUGGUAAUGUACAAAUGUGAAUAGACACUUAUCUAUAUAAUAUGGGUAAGUUUUGUUUCGCCUAUAAUAGAUGUUUAUAAAAACAAGUGAGGGGACAGUUGGUCUUUUUAUUUCCUUUUCUUUCUUUCUUUUUCUUUUUUCUGUUUUUUUUUUUUUUUGCUUACACAGGUUGCACUAUUGAAAAAUCGAGAUUGUAUAAACCUGGUAAAAAGCUGCAAGAUGCCAAAAUCUUGUAGAUGUCAAAUAAAAAGUUAUUAUACUAACAAGAAGUGGACUCUUGUUUAGGCCCUCACUGGUGACCUUCAGAAGUAGUCUGUGACGGGGACUCAGCAGAACUUGUGUGUUGCCUCAGCAUUCCAGGUAGCCUUAUAGUUUGGUUUAAAACUUAUCCCUAAAAUUUGAGAUGGCGUUGAGGGAAGGGGUAUAAUGAUAGUACUUCUGAGUGUUUUUUAAGUUGAAUUGUUUGCUGUGUUAACUUUUUAAACUUCUUGCAGAAUUGGGUGAGAUGUGUGUUAAAACUGACAAACCUGGCUGAAAGCUUAGGGCAUUCAUCCUCUUGUGUCUCCUUUAGCCUGAGUUUGGUUAUGUCAAGCUUACCGUAAGUUUUCUUAGGAUUUAUUUAUUCUUGGUGCCUAAAAGAAUAAAUUGAAAGUACUUUCUGUUCUUUGGCACAUUUUGCCCAGUGGAUGCAACUUCUAUCCUCAGUCCAGUUCAUAUAUCUCAGGCAGUGAUCCAUUUUAUAUCAGCCAGUUUUCCUUGUUUGGGCCACUAGACCCGGCUGGCAGCCAAGAGCAGCACUGUCCCCACCUUCAGCAGAACCUCUCAGCUCAUGUGUGUGUUUUUAAAGCAGUAGUCAGCUUCCAUCAGCAAUGGAAGUGUCCCCCACUCCAGCAGAGGUGCAGUCGCUGGACCUGAGGAAGGGAAGCAUUACAAACCCUCCAGUGAGACAGAAUGGCAGAGUUGGGAAGGAUCUUCUCUCACAGGCUGUUGACCCAACUCCUCUUUCUGUGUGUGAGGGCAUCUUAGUUUUUUAUGGCGUUUUCAAAGCAGCAUAUGAGGGUUCUUAGCAUGCAGCUAAUUGACAACCCCCACGGCCCAUGAUGUAAUGUUUGCUCUGGACUAGCCAUCUUGAUACAUAGGAGUGUAUGUAUAUUAGGUUCUUUGUAGAACAGCUUUUUUGUUGUUGUUUUUUUCAUUUAAAAGGCCUCUGAAAGCCCUCUCAAAACGGACCUCAAAAAGGCAACCAGUGUUGAAUGGAUGGGAGCUGGGGCGAUGCAUGCCCAGGCUGGUCAUGGUGUGUGCAGCACCCAGAGAGUUGCACCCACCCCUUCUUCAGGUGGAUAUCCGACCUUUACACUGUGGUCUUACAAAAGUCAGCAAGUUCGGUUUGGCUGCCCUGUGAAACUUCAGCAUUCAAGGUCCUCUUCUGUUAAAACCCAACUCUUGGCUGGGCGCGGUGGCUCACGCCUGUAAUCCCAGCACCUGGGGAGGCUGAGACUGGCAGGUCACUUGAGGCUAGGAGUUCGAGACCAGCCUGGCCAACAUGGCGAAACCCCAUCUCUGUCAAUAAAUACAAAAAACUAGCCGCUAACUUCUGUAAAAUAGGUCCAUUCAUUGCAGGAUCUAAGUGUCACACCUGACUUCAAAGGCCUUGUUUAAUUAACCCCAUGUCCUCUUUGCCUCUGCAAUGCCUUUUUCUUCUUUUUAGCAAUAUGGCUCUGAGCACAAAGAUUUGAUUGGAAAUCAUGUUCGGGUUUUCAGAGUUUACAGUGUCGGUUGUACUGAAAACCAUUUCCAGAGUCUAAAGCAGCUCAGAUGUUAUCUCUGGGGAAAUUAGUGUUCCCCUAAUUUAGCAACCUCCGUACCACAAGGUCUCUAUCUGUAGUUACUGGGAUUAUCCAGAUACACUAUCAGUGAUACAAAUUCAUAGAUGUAUUAAUGCAUUUCUUUAAACAUGACUUGAUUAAGAAGCAGAUAUGUUAAGCAGUUUUCUUUUCCUGCUGCUAAAUUGCAGUUAGACACUUCAAUAUCUUCUCUUUACAUGUGUAUAUAAAUUAGUAAGAACCUGCAUUCAAAGCAAUGUAGUAGUGUGUGUAUGUAUCUAUAUAUAUUUAUUCUAACUCAGCACUUCAGAAGCCUUUUUGAGUUACAACAAUAUUUUAGUUUGCUUCAUCUGUAGAGGUAAAAGUUCUGUAUUACCAAGCUCCAGAGGAAUAUGAUAUUUUACAGGCACAAUUAUCUGGCUGUAGCCCCUCCGGCAUUCAUUUGCUGGCCUCCAUGGGAUGCUGUUAGAACAACUGUUAGCCGGCAAGAGAAGAAAGGGUACCAGGACAGCAUUUACAGUUGUAGAAUGGGAGCCUUCUUCCCUCUCCCCUCCGCUUUCAUUUUAGCAUGAGAGAAAAAAAACAAUAGAUUGGAAAUGAUUGUUGCAUCUCACUUCAUGAAAGUAGGGGCAUAAGUUCCCUCUGGAUCCUUUUCUUGACAAGCAGUCAAGAGGAAGGUCCCCAUACACAUGUCCCUGUAUGAUACUUGGUAGUUUCUGAGAAUGGUGCUACAUAAGCGUUGCUGUUAGGCUGGGAUCCUAUUAAUGAACGUUUGGUUAGUUCAGGCUUCCCAGUGGCAAAGGCAGACACCGUGGAGAUGGACAUUUACUGACUCCCUCCUUUGUGGCUUUGGUCUCCCUGGCUAACACCACACCUGUGCGUACUGCGCUUGGCCCACUUUGCUGCAGAAACAACGAGCGUUUCAUGUCAGCUACAGCUGAGAGCAAAAACUG